Molecule: messenger RNA, 9581 nt
Organism: Callorhinus ursinus (northern fur seal)
Lineage: Eukaryota; Metazoa; Chordata; Mammalia; Carnivora; Otariidae
Gene: IKZF2
Product: IKAROS family zinc finger 2
Biological process (GO): regulation of transcription by RNA polymerase II
Molecular function (GO): DNA-binding transcription factor activity; RNA polymerase II cis-regulatory region sequence-specific DNA binding
Source: RefSeq, a predicted model, not a curated record
GAAUUUCCUUCUCAAUUCAUUCCCUCAAUUCAUCCUGAUUCGUGUCCCGGUCUCCCCGGUGCCGUUUUCUGAAAUUGUACCGCAUAGUUAAUUGCGAAGCCCGAGUGGGUGGGUCCACGCGCACACCCCGGCUCCGGCCAAGACGCCGAUGCCUGAGCUCCGCGUCGGGCGCCUGAAUCUUCGUCCCGCUCCCUUCGCCUGGCCUCGUCACAAAUCCCAGUUUGAAAGAAAACUUCAAGCGGCCGAAAUGAACCUCCCCUCACCGCUCCAAUCCUUCCUUCCCAGCCGGCAGAAAACCCCGACAUUGUCACCUCCUCUUUGAGGGGUUAGAAGAAGCUGAGAUCUCCCGACAGAGCUGGAAAUGCACUGCACUUUGACUAUGGAAACAGAGGCUAUUGAUGGCUAUAUAACGUGUGACAAUGAGCUUUCACCUGAAAGGGAGCACUCCAAUAUGGCAAUUGACCUCACCUCAAGCACACCCAAUGGACAGCACGCCUCACCAGGUCACAUGACAAGCACAAAUUCAGUAAAGCUAGAAAUGCAGAGUGAUGAAGAGUGUGACAGGAAACCCCUGAGCCGUGAAGAUGAGAUCAGGGGCCAUGAUGAAGGUAGCGGCCUAGAAGAACCCCUAAUUGAGAGCAGCGAGGUGGCUGACAACAGGAAAGUCCAGGAGCUUCAAGGCGAGGGAGGAAUCCGGCUUCCGAAUGGUAAACUGAAAUGUGACGUCUGUGGCAUGGUUUGCAUUGGGCCCAAUGUGCUUAUGGUACAUAAAAGGAGUCACACUGGUGAACGUCCCUUCCACUGUAACCAGUGUGGAGCUUCUUUCACUCAGAAGGGCAACCUUUUGAGACACAUAAAGUUACACUCUGGAGAGAAGCCGUUCAAAUGUCCUUUUUGUAGCUAUGCCUGUAGAAGAAGGGACGCCCUCACAGGACACCUCAGGACCCACUCUGUGGGUAAACCUCACAAGUGCAACUACUGUGGACGAAGCUACAAGCAGCGCAGUUCAUUGGAGGAGCACAAGGAGCGCUGCCACAACUAUCUCCAGAAUGUCAGCAUGGAGGCUGCCGGGCAGGCCAUGAGUCACCAUGUACCUCCUAUGGAAGAUUGUAAGGAACAAGAGCCUAUCAUGGACAACAAUAUUUCUCUGGUGCCUUUUGAGAGACCUGCUGUCAUAGAGAAGCUCACAGGGAAUAUGGGAAAACGUAAAAGCUCCACUCCACAAAAGUUUGUGGGGGAAAAGCUCAUGCGAUUCAGCUACCCAGACAUUCACUUUGAUAUGAACUUAACAUAUGAGAAGGAGGCUGAGCUAAUGCAGUCUCAUAUGAUGGACCAAGCCAUCAACAAUGCAAUCACCUACCUUGGAGCUGAGGCCCUUCACCCACUGAUGCAGCACCCGCCAAGCACAAUCGCUGAGGUGGCCCCAGUUAUAAGCUCAGCUUAUUCUCAGGUCUAUCAUCCAAACAGGAUAGAAAGACCCAUUAGCAGGGAAACCUCCGAUAGUCAUGAAAACAACAUGGAUGGUCCUCUCUCUCUCAUCAGACCAAAGAGUCGACCCCAGGAAAGAGAGGCCUCACCCAGCAAUAGCUGCCUAGAUUCUACUGACUCAGAAAGCAGCCAUGAUGACCACCAGUCCUACCAAGGAAACCCUGCCUUAAAUCCCAAGAGGAAACAAAGCCCAGCUUACAUGAAGGAGGAUGUCAAGGCUUUGGAUACCACCAAGGCUCCUAAGGGCUCUCUGAAGGACAUCUACAAGGUCUUCAAUGGAGAAGGAGAACAGAUUAGGGCCUUCAAAUGUGAGCACUGCCGAGUCCUUUUCCUAGACCAUGUCAUGUACACCAUUCACAUGGGUUGCCAUGGCUACCGGGACCCACUGGAAUGCAACAUCUGUGGCUACAGAAGCCAGGACCGUUACGAGUUUUCAUCACACAUUGUUCGAGGGGAGCACACAUUCCACUAGGCCUUUUCAUUCCAAAGGGGACCCCUAUGAAGUAACGAACUGCACAUGAAGAAAUACUGCACUUACAAUCCCACCUUCCCUCAGAUGUUGACAUACCUUUUUUUGUUGUUUAAUAUUAUUACUGUCAUUAAUUCUUAUUUCGUGGACGCAGUGUCAUUUGCCUGCCUAAUUACAAUACGGAAGAAACAGAAGAGAGAAGGGACAAGGGAUAUUGUUUCUUGAUAACUUGGCUUGUUUAUUUUGUGGGAAUUUAAGAGCAGUUCCAUUUCUGCCACGCAUAAAUAUAAGGUAUAUCAUGCUUUGAAAAAAAAUCACUUGAUUCAUAUAGAUUCACCUGAGAGAUUCUAAUUUGCCACUGAUGUUCAGGAUUAUGAUUGAAGGCAGGAAAGUUUAGAGUUUUCUGGGUAGAACUUUCUCAGUUUAAAGUGGUAUAAGUAAUUUUACUCUUCAAGGAAGAAUUUUGUUUCAAAAUAUAAACUGUUUUUUUUCCCCCUCUAGAGAUCAUGGUACACAAACACAUUGUUAUUUUCAGAGAUAAACUCCUUGGAUGAGUUGUUGUGGAUUCUAUGUUUACUUCCCCAAUGGAAUUUAUAAUACGGUAUGUUAUACACUGUACCAUAUAGCAAAACUUUUGAACUACAGGUAGUUAAGGAUACCUACAAUACAUCUGAGGUCCUAUGAUCUUAUUUUUCUAAACUUAAGCACUGUUUUCCAUAGUUUUGAUGACUGGCAUUUUAUAGACACCCUGGCAGCCUUACUUUUAACACCUUUAAUGAAUAGUAUUUUUAUCUAGUUUUCAGAAUAACAUAUGGUCUAAGAGUGGCUAAAAGGCAGUUAGUAGUUUCCAGAAAGGACCUCUACUUUUCAUAAAUUUGGGAAGUUUUCUUUUAAAGUUAUAAUGUGAUGGCAGCACAGUAUGCGUAUUUGUUUCUAAAAGUAUGCUUACGAUUGUCACUUUAUCAGCAUUUAAUCAGUGUUAACCAGUCAGCAGAAAAAUAUAAUUAGGCUAACAGUGGGGUUGGGGGGGGACCCACUCAGCAAUCCCUUUUCUAGUAUGUCUCUUUUCACUGGUUUUUUUCAAGCUGUGACCACCCAGUGUUCUAUCUAUAGUCCAUUAUCUUUUACUAUUUGAGUGGGAGAUCAUAAAAAUCUUGCUAUAGGUUUUUGCUUUCCAAAUCUCAAAGCAAUUACUAAUUCCACCUGAAUGUGGUAACUUGAACCCCAUAAGGUUAUGGAACUAGGGCUAUUUAUUCUAGUAUUCCUUCAGUAAUAAUAGUUACCACUUUUGGUGCACGGAAAAGGGAACUUCUUUGUAACUUGUACAUUAGACUACAGAUAAACAAAAAACAAAGCUUAUUUUUACCCUUCUUGGAGUCUAGAAUGUAACCUAACCUCCAAGUGAAAGUCACCAUGUCCUGCACAUUUUUCUGUCUUGAAAACAUUCAACUAUUUAUAAGUCCUUGUCAGAAAUGAAUCUCAAUCCUUUAGUAAAAAUUUUCUCUUCUUUUAAUCCUUGCAUAUGUUGCCAUUUUUCAUGUGCAAAUUUUUUAUUUCGUUUAUAAGGGUGCUAUUUUUUCUCUGCAGUCCAACAGCAUUAAAGGGGAACCAGAUGAGAUCAAGUCAUUUGGGGGGGCGGGGAGACACACUUGGAUGCGGAACAUGCUGCUUGUGUUGAGGGAGGACAGUCCUGUCCGUGACUGGAAUAUCUAAUAGCCAUUUUUGAAUACUGGUUCAGUUAAGCAGUAACUGAUAACUGCUCUAAAAAAAUAUCAUUAAAUAGGAUGCUGAAACUAUGUUUCUUAAUACAGAUGCUGUGAGAACUAGCAAGAUUAGAGACGUAUGGACAGAGAAGCAAACCUGGCCCCAAUACUGCUCUUUACUCAUUUUCUUAUUUAUCAUCUGCUGAUUUAAGUGACUUCUAAGCACUAACACAGGUUAGAGCUAGGCAAAAAAGAUUAUAACUCAGCUCUCCUUUACUGGCCCCUCUUGUAAUUAUUUUUGGAGAAAUGUCCAAACUGUUCCUUUAAAUCAAAGAGAAUGUACCAAAACAGAGACAUGAAAUAUUUUAAAUAGAAUGUCAACUGUCUUUCUCCGCCCCCCCGGCCCCUCCGCUGCAUGCUUUGGUACAUUGUGAACAUACAAUAUGUCCAAAAGUAAAGCAUGUUUUUGAGACUCCCUUACUGCCCCUACCCUAACCACUCAAGAAAAUUGGAAUUUCAUAUAUUUUUUUUUUCCUUUUUGGAGGAAGGUAAAUAAAAGUUACUGAUUUUGUGUCUUACUGCAAUUUAAGGAAGCAUUUGGAUGGCAGAUAAUAUGUUCAUCACUUUGUGUGUGGAUCUCUGCUGGCAUCACCUAGGAAUUUUUUUCAGUGUAUGAACAAUCAUGUACCUAACUGCCCUGGGAUGAAGCUGAAUUUUAGGUGGACCUAAAGAGUUGUAUAGUACCCCCCUGAAGACAGUACUAAUGUAUACUCUGUUUCUCAUUUCAUCUCUUUGGAAAUCUCUUUUAUGGAAGGGACUGAAUAUUUGUGAGAGUGUAUUUGCUACAAGUGUAUACUUGUAUUUUCUUAGUUUCACUAUAUGAGGAACAGAAAGAGGUAAAGAUGUCUCAGGGUGUGGCAGGGACAAAUGAGGACGAGGUCAAUUCAAAUGUGCAGGUUAGAAAGAAUUUUUGUGGGCACAGUGCUUUCUGGGAAACUCUGAAUGGCUAUAUUUGCAUGCCUCCUUCACAAAAGGAAAUAUGCAAGUUGUUAGGGCCUAAAAAUAAAUAUGAGAGUCAGACACCAAAUAAAUCAAGUUUUACAUAACAUUAUAUGCCCAGUUUAUUUAGGUGAGAUUUCACAUUACAGAGUACUUGAGGGGCAUGAAAAUGGGUUAGCCUCUCUUUUCUAGUUUGGCAAAAAUUCAGAAAUUCAUCACAUUGCUUUGCCCUAAUUUUGCCCAGAAAUUUAUCUCCAGCUCCUGUUGGAGAUGUGUGCUGCCUCUCCCUAAUAGUGGUCAAUCACUUUUAAAAAGCCAUUCUAAUAUGGCUUUUUAGAACAGUGAAAAUGACCAAUAAGCAGAUUGGAAGAAAUUUCAAGUUGUUAAAACAUUCCGUUGAGAAUUUUCUGGUGGGACAAAAUGAGAAAAUGAGAGACCGGGAUUUAGAUUUGGCUACAAAGUAGGGAAUGUCUUUCCUAGAAACGUACAAGCAAUUGUAGGUGUGCAACAGUGUAUGUCUGUACACACGUACACACUCUUAAAGAAAAGUCAUGACAAGGAGCAAUUAGUGACCACAUGUAUUGCAAUAGCACAUAAAGAGUUAAAAUUAUAAUUAACGCCUGAGCAAUUUAGGAAAUUUACCUGAUUGUAUUAACAAAUAUUAAAGAAGUUAUUAGUGUGUCUUUAGGACUAGUUCAACUAUUAAACCUUGGGUCUUUACAAUCUAUUUCCAGAAAAAAUCAAAACAAACAAAAAGAUCUUUAAGCUGUUUUGGUAUAACUUCCAAAGUGAAAGAAACACAAAUAACUUUUAAAUAGGAAGAUACAGAAAAGAAAAAUGAUUACCUUUUACUUGUUGGCAAAUGGAGAAAGACUGGAAUAUUUUAGUGAGCUUGAUGUUGUUUUUAUUUAGUUAUUGUGUAUUGGUUCUACACCUCACAAAACUAUGAAGUCUUUAUAUGUUAUAAAAGUUUGACAAAAUAUACAUUAGUGAAGGCAUCUAGAUGAAAAUCAUGUUUUAUUCUCCAAAUGUUAUUUCAUCCUGUCUCCAAAAUGAUUCCGUAAAGUAGAAAAAGAACAGAAAAGACUGCAAAAAUAUAAACAAAAAUCUGCAUGCCCCUAGUUUCAAGACAGAAUUUAGAUUAUAAGAGGUACUGGCUACAUUAUUGUUUUUUUACUUUGAAAUGUUCAUUUUACAAAAAGGGAUAUGUUACAUAUGUGGUCAUCUUUAGUUACAUUUUAUAUAUUGUUUUAGUAAGUACUAUAUGCAAUUAUCAAAAAAAAAAAAAUCCCCAAACGCAAAAGAAAGAGUAGGGGUGAAAUUGAAGUUUGUAUAUAUGAGAGUUAUCUUAGAAAUGUUUUUAAACCUCCAGUUUCUGCAAAAUAAUUAAAAUAUACAGUAACUGGUAUCUUAAGAUCCUGAAUUUAACGUAUUAAAUACUUAUAAAAUUUCUUUAUAUUGGUGCCUUUUUAAAAUGCAUUGAGAGAGUGUUGGUUAGCUACUGUAGCUCUACAAACACUUUUAUUAUGUAUUUUUAAAAACCACUUAAAUUUGAGUACUAUAUAAUACAUCUUCGUGUUCUUAGGGCAAAAUUGUUAGAGGAAUUUCCAAUACAGAGAAUUUCAGCUCAUCUGUUUUAAAGUAAAAGGAAACUUUGAAACCAGUUUUUAAUCUUAUUAGUUUGAUAGUAUUUCUGAAUACCAUUACAAGAUCACGUAGGUAAAAUAUGGCAUAGAGGGAAAUUUCAGCUGUGAAUUGCAUUAUGGUAUGUGUUUUUGUUUUGUUUUUAAGGAAGAAUAAGUUCUAGUAUCACACAAGGCUUUAUUAGUGGAAUUUUUGGUCAAUAAAAUACAGUAUUGUUUUGGAAUUUACAGACUAGUGUUGUACUAGUCUGAGAACCACUGUCUCCUAAUCUGUUAAUGUUUUAUGGAAUAAUGUAAAGAAGCAGGUAAUUAAUUCUCCUUGAACAAAACAAAACUGAACAGUCAUAUCACAUUGCUAUUCUCCAAAGCAUAAUCUCAAAUGGUUUCCUACCAUGAUUGUGUAUUACUUGCAAUAGAUGUGUUAGGAUAUGACAGCUUUUAAAAAACAAAAACAAAAACAAAAAAAACAAGCUGCUUAUUAUACAAAGCAAAUGUCAUAUGACCAAGAAGCUGUGAUAUGCUAGUGUUUCUUUUUAUCAUAGUAUAUUACUAGGCCAAAUAAUGACACCUUGAAUAUUUUUACAUUUAUUGCAGAAACCUAAAAUUUUGGGAUUUCCGUAAGGUUUUUAUGUAACAUUAUAUUUGUAGCUUUUUAGUUUUCUCUUGCUGUACUGUAAGUCUAUGGAUAUUUUUCACAUGCACUCUUAGAAAUAAGUUCCUAAUUCUGUUUAUGGGGUUUUCCUCCCAUAACAUUGCAUUUGUAUAUUUUCUGUAUAAAUUUGUUGUGAAUUAACCUUUACCCCAUACAGAGAGUGGUACGUGAAUGACUAGUUUUCUAAGAUGUCCUUUUUAUUGUGAAUAAAAUAUAAAAUUUAGAGGCCCUCUGCUAAGCCACAUAAAAUACAACAUAUAACUUCAUAAAGGUACAGAUAAGCCAGUUUGCAGUUAAUUGGGCCCUUCAAAUUACCUCAAGUGACACACAGUAAGAAAAGCUUCUCAAACGGGUGCAGGUCACUGAAUCCCCUACUAUGCACUUAUCAGGAUUCUACUUAAUUUACUGGAAAUGGAUUUUUAAAAAAUGAAUACACUGUAACAAGGGAAGGACUCUGGGUUUGGGUUCUUGUUGUUUUAUUAUUUUGUGUAUGUUUUUUUAAGUAGUUCAGUUUCUGAAACUGUGAUAAAACAUUUUGACUGUCAAGCACGCUCAGAUUUUGAACAUAAAUCACUUCCCCUUCUGUGUAACGAAGUUCUUUGUUAGCUCUUAAGUUUUGUCUCUUCCCCCAUCCCCUUUGCUCCCCUGUCUGUGUCAUCCCUGGCCUCUGGACAGCUCUGCCUCUCCUUCCCCCACUAGUGUGACGAUUAGGUCAACUCUUCCGAUUCAUCAGUCUCUUAAGUCUUAACAUUUUUUGUGUGAUUUUUGUUGGCUGUAUAAUUUACUGACAUAUUUUUAUACUCAAGUGUAGUUUUAUAUUAAAAAGAGAAGUAGUUGGAUUAAACAUAGUAAGGUAUAUAACCCUUGUGCUACUUUCACUUUCAAAUGUUGGGUACCUAAAGUAGGACUUCAGAGAUUAUGUCAUCAUAAUAUGGUAUGUUUGCCUUCCUUUUUAGUUGGGUUUGUGUUCUGAUUUGGUUUUCCUUCUAAAAUGUAUGAGAGAUUAAACGAUUCUUUGCAAGAAUUUAGAAAGAUGUUAAAAGUCUAAAGCAAAAAGUCUUAACUGUCUCCCAGUUGGGAGAAAAUGCUUUAACAUUACUAUAAUAAUAUUCCAGGUUUGGAGGGGGCUCUCCAGGCUUCAUAUCUGCUCUUAAUAGUUGAAUCUUUUAGACCAUGUGUUAUUUGCAAUCCCAGAAUGAUUGCUUCUGCUAUUUAGUUCAAAAGAUAUUUUUCUGUUCUUUCUGUACAAGUGCAAUACUUUCCUUGAAGUCUUAAAAACUAUGGUUAUUUUUUUUUAACUGACCUAUUCUUUCUUUAGUUAAUGACAAAAAGAAACCCUUGAAAAUCAUGGUAUGUUAGUUAAAGGACACAACAGGCAAAGAAAAAAUACUCCAUAGUCAAAAGAUUAGAGAAUGUUGAAAACACUAGUCUAAUCUUAUGGUAUCUAUAUUUAGGCUAAAUUUUCACUGGAAUUGGUAAUCUUUUGCCUGGGAAAUGUGUCCUAAAGUUGAAAAAGUUGCAGUUCUUAAAGACUGAAUUUUCUUCUUAUCCUUGCCCAGUGUUUUAAAUAUUUUUUAUUUCAUUUUCCUUCUUUUGGAAAUGAACUUUAAAAUAAAAGCAAAGCACUUAGCUCAAUUUUAAACACCUAUCACCUACUGAAGACAAUUUUUAAGAAAUAUUUGGAGCACUGUUUUCAUACAAAUUUAAGUAAGUAUUUUUCGUAUCAUACAUAUUUAUAUGUAGAAUGCUGGUUUUCUUUUUUUAUACCUGUGUCCCUGUAGUAAAACUGCUGUAAUGUAAAUACAUGUUUUGUUAAAAGAUAACAUUUCUUUGGCAUUUCUUUUAAAGGCAGUUACUGCAUUUGUAUAGUAUGUGUCUUGGCCAUUUUAGAUUUUUUUCUUUAACAAUACCAAAGGUAAUUAGACUACUUUAAAAACUAAUUGCUUGACAGUUUCUAGGAUAUUUUGAGUUUUAGAAGCAAAAGAAAAAAAAAAUAGGUCAAACCAGUAAACCUCAUUUUUUUUCAAACUAAUAAUUUGGGAAAAUAAAAACUGUUUAAAAAAGAAAUAUAUAUAAAUAUAUAUGUAAAAUUAAAAUUCCAGACCUUGUAUGUCAGGUUUGCUCAGUGUAAUGUAGUUUUUUUAUGGCUCAAAUACAAUACCUCAGAAAAUGAGGUUUACUAUGGAAAUACUGAAACAGUCUUUGUAGCUGUGUGACGAGUCACUCUGCUAUAUUACCAAUUUGGAGACCUCUGCUAAACAGUUUUAUCACUGCAGACUAAAAUGUGGGACUUGUAUUUUCUUUGUUUUUAAUGUACACACGUACAUGCUCUGUGCAUGUGCGUGGGUACCAUGUAUACGUGUAUGAGUGUUGUAUAUGCAUGUGUGAGUGUGUGUAUGUGUGGACAACUAAAGAAGCUGCAGAAACUUUGUAAUACUUUGUGAAAAGGAUUAUAUUAUAAAGGUUUGUACUGUCUGAGUGCACAGCUACUGGAAUAAAUUUAGGGAAUCUCAGGAACAAGCAUAUAAUUUGUCCAAGAUUUAUUUCUUCUCAGAAGUGUAAGUGCAGUUUUUAAUUCUGUAUAUUAUUUAAUAUUUUACCAAUAAAAUAAACUUCUGACAUAAAAA